CACGACUCAUCUGACCUCGUCGCCACGACGACGGCCGCCUUUUUGACCGGCCAGACGUCGGUGACGAGCUCCGUCUGUCGGCCACUGCCGGCGUCAUCGCACACCGACAGUGUCGCCAUUUCGUGCCCCGGCGCUUCGUUGCGGAUCUCCACAACCGGCGGGGCCGGCAUCGUCUUGACGACCUCCUCGGGCCUGGCCGCCUGCUUCGGCCCGGCCCGAGCGCCCAUUUCGGCCCGCUCUUCCUCGCCCACGUCCACCCCUUCGCUUUGCCUCUCGCCCUCGCCCUCGCCCUCCUCCGCCUCCUUCUCCUCCUCAAACGCCACCCUCACUCCAAACUGCACCGCCGCGUCGUCACGUCCGCCGCUCGCUCCGUUUCAGGCUCGGCCGCUCAGGCCGGUUGGAUCUUACGACAGCCUCUUGUCCAGGGACUUUGGCUGCCCCGACUGCCCCACCCUCACGGUUGCCAAGCGCGCCCCUAGUCCCGUGCACAUAUCCCACAUCACGGCUGUCUCCCUGCAACGGCUUCAGCCAGUCGGACAGUCGGGACAAGCACAGCAACCGCAGCAACAGCCGUCUCCGCCGCCGCAAACGCGACUGUCGUGCCAAGCGCAGGCGCAGAUCGCGGCUCCGCCUGCGGAGGCGCAGCAGCCGACGCUGACGGCCCUUCUGCGCAGGCCGGGGCCGUCUUUUGAAAGCGCUCGCCUUCGACCGGCCGCCCGCAGGUCGGCCUGUCUGUCCGCGGCCCUCGCGCCGAGUCUCACCGCCGCCGACCUUCCGCCUCAGGCCGUCAAGUCCGCUCUCGGCAUGACAGGCAGCAGGCGCGCGGGCGAACACAGUUCGCCCGGCCGUCAGCGGCCCGGCGCACGUGCCAGUAUCGAUCCGGUCAACGCGGCUCGUGGCUGUGCUGGCGGCACGCCGCGUCAGCAGCAGCCGCCGCCAGGCUCCAGCAACUGCUUCCGCGUCCAGAUCCCCAGCACUCGCAUGUCCUCGCGCUCCAAGGCCUACUUCAUCGCCGACAGCCUCAAGCUGUACGAGGAGGGCAUCCUGAGCCACCACGGCGUCGGCCAGCGGCCUCUCUCUCUCUGCCUCAACCUCGCCUCCCCCAUCGACGACGUGAUCGUCGUUCCACCCUCCCAGCCGGACCGCUCCUCCUCCUCCUCCUCUUCCUCCUCCUCCUCCUCCUCGGCCGCCAACUCAUCCACCUUCUCCUCAAUCGGCUCCUCCUCAUCUUCCUCCUCCUCUUCUUCCUCCAACCCGUCCACUCGGGCCACCGCCCCUUGGCCUGGCCUCCACCUCGCCGCCACCUCGGACAGGCCAUGCAUGCAGCACUUGUGGAACAUCCUGAGCCUUGCUCCGCCGACAUCAUUCGAUUAG
Molecule: messenger RNA, 1374 nt
Organism: Protopolystoma xenopodis
Lineage: Eukaryota; Metazoa; Platyhelminthes; Monogenea; Polystomatidea; Polystomatidae
Source: the annotation of a GenBank genome assembly